Aspergillus glaucus CBS 516.65 is the source of this 3717-nucleotide messenger RNA. RefSeq lists its product as uncharacterized. The transcript has a single exon. The record is from RefSeq and is a predicted model, not a curated record. Bases 293 to 3484 code for a protein of 1063 amino acids. Lineage: Eukaryota; Fungi; Ascomycota; Eurotiomycetes; Eurotiales; Aspergillaceae.
GGUUUUACUCCUACUUACAAUUUCCACGAUUAUCCCAUCGGCUCCGACAUCUUAAACAAGUGACUGCUAUUUUGGUCCUCAUUGGUUAAUUAUUCCCUUGGUAUUUCAUUUUCUCCGAGACCUGGUACCAUCCAGCGAGAGCCCCACGGCAGAACCAACCAUCGGGUUGACAGCAGAAAAAAGAACACAGGACGUCAUGCAAGCUUUUCACUCAUAAACAAAUAAACAUUAGCGACGACGGACUCAUCCUAUCCUGGAAGUGUCCUCGCGCGCGCACAAUUAAUCGGCGACCAUGCCCCCCUCUACCGUUUUCUCCUACUGGCGACGGGAUCAUCGCCGGUCGAGUGCGUCGCCGGUGCCGCAGCAGCAGCAGCAGCAGCAACAACAACCGCAACAGCCCGCUUCCUCCCCCUCCUCGAAGAACAAUGUGGACGAGAAUCCUCCCCAGCUCCCGGUUAUACCGAAUACGCCGGACUUGUCGAUGGGCCUUGGCGAAUCUGACGGAUCCGGGUCGCAAACGGCCCAACGGGCUUCGGAGGAGAAUAACCAUUGGGAUCAGGGUCAGGUACAGGCAGAUAAGUUGAAUGUGGUCGCUCCCUCGGGUAGUUCCAGGGUGCUGUCGCCAUCAGCAACCAACCUCACCGUGCCAUCGUCGUCGCUCGAGAAACAGACCCGACCUCAUUCGAGCCCCGAGGAGCGGGAGAGAGCGGCGUCGGUGCUCACUGUGCAUUCGAGCAACUCGCAGCUAUCGUGUCCAGGCCCGCGUGCGGAAUUCGGUGAAAGCGACUCGUCCUCGUCGAAACAGAAUUCGCCAUUUCGGCUUUCGUUUGGGAAAGGCAAUACGUCGUCGAGCGAUAGUCAGAAACAGCCGCCUACUUCAGCGCCGGGGACAGCUGUAUCGGGUUCGUCGCGGUCCAAUGCUCAGUUUAAGGCUUCACCAGAUGUUUCCCCUGCGGAAAAAUCAAUGCUUUCGCAUAAAGAGAGCAAAUUGGACAGGUCGAAUAGUCGUCGACAUGCAGAUCGGGAUGGGUCGUCGGAGCAUCAUCAUAAGUCGGGGAAGGCGAUGCUUCAUCUCCUGAAUCCUAUGUCGCUUCUGGCGCGGAGACGGUCAUCGCGGUCUUCUCGGAUGGCUAGUUCCCGGGCCGAUGACACGAAAAUCGGCGUUCCAAAUCUCGUUCCUGCAAUUCCGGAUGACUAUGACCCUAGAAUCCGUGGGAAUAUUGUGCAUGAUUUUUCUGCACCACGGCCGCGUCGGAAUAUAUCUACUGCGCCGAUCCUUGCGCAGGAUGCGGCUGGUGCAAAUGAUCCGCCCCAGAAUGGACAUGUAACUGAACAGUCGAACCAGACGAGCGAGCAGAAGACCAGACACAAUGAGCACCCUCCUGCAUUCAAGGAGCAUUUUGAGGAAGACAAAAAUGCAUUGCAGGUUGAAAACAAAGGAUAUCUGCAGUCGCCCUUGUUGAUGAACCCAGCCCAUCAGGACAAUGAACAUUCGCUCCCUGUGUUUGCAAGGAAUUUGCCGUCAAAGAUUCCUGAACGUGAUGAGGGGCAACCAGCUGAACAGCAACAAGAACAGCAACAGCCUCCGCAGCCACCGCCACAACAACCUCAGGAGCAAGCUGUGCUAGAUCCCGAACCUGCGCCCGAAUCCGUUAAGAAGGGCGAACUUCCACCGGUUCGCGAAGAAGAGGAUACUGUGGUCGAAAUGCCGCAGCAGCCAUCGGGGCUACCACGGCACUUGAAGAGCAACGCGUCAAGAUUCAGUUUUGAUAUGACUGGCAUGGAAUCUUCGGUCCAGGAAAAGCUUUUGGAAGAGAAACAUAAGGAGAAAGAAGCAGAGCGCAGGGCCAAAUAUGGAACUGACGACGAGGAAUAUAGCGAUGAAGAUUUCGAUGAAGACCUUUUGGAUGACAUGGAUGGUCUCGAAGAGAAGAUCCCUGGUGUCAAUACGGAUGCCGAUGAAGAUGAACUUGUCUCUGGGUCUGGAACUAUGAUGAUGAACAAAUCUUGGCUCUCUCCCGGGCUGUCUCCGAUUAUUGGCAGCCCGGCUAGUCCUGCUAUCCCGAACCAGGCUACUCUUCCCAUGCAGGGAGCUCCAGUUCCUGCUGAGCUGCUGCAGAAUCCUUCCCACUCUCCGUCUCUCUACGAAAACACUACACCAGGGAACAAUGAUAUAAAUAUACCACAGCAGCAGAUGAACGCAGGAGCGCCUUCGACUGGACCAGCCCCGGUACCCCUUGGAAUGAACCCUGGCACAUCACAAGUAUUGGAGGACGAUGACGAUCUAUACUUUGAUGAUGGAGAAUUUGGUGAUCUCGAUGCGGAUGUUGGUGAUGAGGGUGAGAAGUUCGACGAAUCGAUCUUCGAUGAUGAGACGAGUCACCUAUAUGACCGCAAGAAGAAAGCGGCCCCUGAAAUCAGCGGAGAGCAACAGGCAACACGACUCGAGGAUUCUUCAUCUGAAGAAGAGGAAUUUACUGGAAACCUGGCAGGUCACACAGGGGCACUGGGACAUGCACCUAGUAUGGCCAGCAAUUAUCGAGUAGGGCUCAAGACUUUUGGUUCUCUUUCUGAACGAGCACGGGAUGCCGGGUCUGCUAAGGUCCAUGGCGGAGUACUCUCCGAACACAACCUUGAGGCAUUGCACAAUGCCCUGACCAAAGCAGCAACUGGUAAUGACCGAUUUGAACGAACAGACAGCAUGAGUGAUCGAUCUAUGGACCAAGAGAGCGCGGCUCAGACAGCACAAACAGUAGAGUCUCACUCGGGACUGAUAUCAGAUAACAGUCGCUUGAGCCAGGCCAUCGAGCCAUUCGGCUCAGAAGAAGUUCUUGAAGAUUUUGACUACGACGACUGCGAUGCCCUAUACGAUGACCCCAUUAUUGCGGCGGCCAAUGCAGAAGCGUUGGAGAACGAUGACGAUGGGUUCUAUGGUCAAGAAUUUGGCUUUUAUGCACAUUCCCACGGGAAUAGCGAGUUGGAGCUCACCAAUGGUGGAUACUUUGGCCCACGUGGGGUGGAAGGUAUAUCGCGGAGUUUCAGCAGCCGGGGUAAAUUCCGGGAACCCAGUUUGACCCCCAUCACUGAGCGGAGUGAGCGAAGCACGCGCAAUUCGGUUAUCUCGUUGACAGCGGCACAUGCCCCGGGCCAUUCGAACACGUCCAUGUCGAGUCCCGGGUUGGCGCAAUUGGUUGAUUUGGGCAAUCUGGAUGACGAGAUGUCACUCAGCGCACUGAUGAGACUCCGCCGGGGAGCCUGGGGUGGAAGUAAUGGCAGUCUCCGCAGCAGCAGUGCCAGUCCACCCCCGUUUGCUCACCAGCCGCAUUCCUCAUCGAACCGGGGUAGUUUCACCGCGCUUUCCGAUGCAAGCCCGACUAUCCCGACGAUCCCAGCCGAUGUCAUCUGGCCCGGAAACGGCAGUGCGACUGGAUCCCCAGUUCGGGAACUCGAACGGAACGGAUCGUCGACAGCCAGCCCGGUGUAAAUUUGGUAUUUUAUAUUUUGAUCUAUGGAGUAUAUGUAUACCCGUCUAUAUCUACCGCGAUGCCUAUUCUACGACCUAAUGAGUUCAUUUGUAUAUUUGGUUUUGACAUUCAGCGCAUCUUUCUUUUUGUUUCUUUUCAUCUUGCCUUCUAUCUAACACACUACUGUGAAUUGAUCAAGCCCGGCUGUAUAUAGCAUAGUGUCUAAUACAUAUAUCCUCCCGCAAUGAUUGGC